GGGGCCGCGGUGCAUUGUGGGAGCCGCGGUUAGCACCAGCGUGUUGUUGUUGUAGCCGCUGCUAAGCUGCCAAAAGCUGCUGUUUGGCCCGCUCAGGUUUGAUUCCGGGGCUCGAACCCCCGACACACCGAGGAUCAUGGCGUCCACCGCGGCAGGGAAGCAGCGGAUCCCCGAGGUGGCGAAGGUGAAGAACGAAGCUCCUGCCGAGGUGCAGAUCACCACCGAGCAGCUGCUGAGAGAAGCCAAGGAGAGGGAGUUGGAACUUCUGCCGCCGCCGCCCAAGCAGAAGAUUACCGUCAAGGAGGAGCUCAACGACUCCAAGCUGAGGAAGAAGAAUCUUAAAGGAAGACCCAAAAGACACUGUUGUGAUGAUUGCGAGCAAGUCUUCACCACUUCAUCAAACCUGAAGAGGCAUAAGAAAACUCACAAUGGUGAUAAACCAUACAGCUGUGAUCACUGCGGGGUGGCUUUUAUCCGACAAUGUCAUCUAAUAAACCACCAACGUAUUCACACUGGAGAUAAGCCUUACAGGUGCAAUCAGUGUGGAGCAGAUUUUACCCAGCAAGGUUCUCUAAUGAAACACCAACGUAUUCACACUGGAGACAAGCCUUACAGAUGCGAUCAGUGUGGAGCGGCUUUUACCCAGCAAGGUGCUCUAACGAGACACCAACGUAUUCACACUGGAGACAAGCCUUACAGAUGUAAUCAGUGUGGAGUCGCUUUUGCCCAGCAAGGUGCUCUAAUGAGUCACCAACGUAUUCACACUGGAGAUAAGCCUUACAGAUGUGAUCAGUGUGGAGCGGCUUUUACCCAGAAAACUGCUCUAACGGGUCACCAACGUAUUCACACUGGAGAUAAGCCUUACAGAUGUGAUCAGUGUGGAGCGGCUUUUGCCCAGAAAACUGCUCUAACGAGACAUCAACGUAUUCACACUGGAGACAAGCCUUACAGAUGUGAUCAGUGUGGAGCGGCUUUUGCCCGGAAAGGUGAUUUGACGACUCACCAACGUAUUCACACUGGAGACAAGCCUUACAGAUGUGAUCACUGUGGAGCGACUUUUGCCCGGCAAAGUCACCUAACGACUCACCAACGUAUUCACACUGGAGACAAGCCUUACAGAUGCGAUCAGUGUGAGGCGGCUUUUGCCGAGCAAGGUGCGCUAACGAGACACCAACGUAUUCACACUGGAGACAAGCCUUACAGAUGUGAUCAGUGUGAGGCGGCUUUUGCCCAGCAAGGUGGUCUAACGACUCACCGACGUAUUCACACUGGAAACAAGCCUUACAGAUGUGGUCAGUGUGGAGCAGCUUUUGCCCGGCAAGGUGGUCUAACGAGACACCAACGUAUUCACACUGGAGACAAGCCUUACAGAUGUGAUCAGUGUGGAGCGGCUUUUGCCCGGCAAGGUCAUUUGACGAGUCACCAACGUAUUCACACUGGAUAAAAAGUGUACAUUUGUGAUCAGUGCUGAUAAAAUUUAUUUUGCGAGUUCAGUUAAAAGGCACCAAUAUAGUUUAGUUAAUUUAGUUUGGAAUAAAUAAUUCUGGUGGUUCGAUUGUGGGAAAGAUUUUGAAUAUUUUUUUUAAAAAGCAGCAGAUUCUUACAGCUGUAAGAGCUGUUCAGUUAUAACCAGAUUUAGAAAAUGAAGUACAAGAAUUCAAUUCAAAUGUCUUUAUUUUGAACAUGAUGGUAGUGUAAGUAACAGGCAUGCUCGAACAUACUUGAACAAUGAAAGAGAUUUUUUUUUUUGUUGAAGCAGCAGCAGUUUUGACAUGUUCAUAAAGAAAUAAGAAGAAGUCCUACCCCUUUAACUCAAUACCAUGUUUUCACAUAGAACCUUGUUAUUAGAUGUCAAAAAUCUUGAUGUAUCGAGAACUUACACAAAUGAAUAACAAUUUUAUACAGUGUAAACAUAUUGUGGUAUACAUGAGUAUAAAUUUGCGGAUACCUGGGUGAUUAUUGCCAUUUGCAGUUACAUGUCCCUCUAUAUAAACACUAUUUACCAUGAGUCCCUGUAUUCAUCUAUACAUAAAAGCAUACAUUAUUUACCUUGUACAAUCUUAUUCAUUACAGGCUUUCUCACACAAAUAUUUCUAGAUGCAUUAAAGCAUGUGUAUAUAUAUAUAUUUAUAUAAUAGACAGAUACACGCAUUUCCACAUACAUAUACACCCACAAGUCCAGUCCACCCCACCAUCCCCUCACCCAGCGCAGAAUGAGGAACUCAGCCGUCCUGAUCGGGAAGCACAAUACAAAUGAUGAGAAAAGAUCUGAGUAAUAUUUGUUGGGCCA
Molecule: messenger RNA, 2290 nt
Organism: Cololabis saira (Pacific saury)
Lineage: Eukaryota; Metazoa; Chordata; Actinopteri; Beloniformes; Belonidae
Product: zinc finger protein 501-like
Exons: 3
Coding region: 137-1444 (435 amino acids)
Biological process (GO): central nervous system development; regulation of transcription by RNA polymerase II
Cellular component (GO): nucleus
Molecular function (GO): DNA-binding transcription factor activity, RNA polymerase II-specific; RNA polymerase II cis-regulatory region sequence-specific DNA binding
Source: RefSeq, a predicted model, not a curated record